AAAAUCAAGUAUCUAACACUACUACACUACAAAAAAGUAUUUUGUGAAUGAUCAUUUUCAGUGUUCAGAGAACAGAUGCUGUGAUUGUACCAGAGACGACAGCGAUCUGGCCUAAAAGUAUACAUAGAAAGAGAAAGAUUGGACGAAGAAAAAUUAAUUAAAUUGUGGAAAAACUCAUUUUUACGAAAAAAAAACAUGAGAAAAAGAAACCAUUCAAAUAGUGAAAAAUCUCAUUUUAAAUAAUUGAUCUGAAGACCAUUUUAGGCUGUAUUGGCGACAAUUGCAAUUUUAGAUUGGAUACAUAUGGUGCGAUUCAUUGAGGGAAUUAACGUUUAAAAAAAGAUGAAGAAUUCUGUUUCAGAUCAUGGUUUGUUCAUCGACAGCGAUGAAGAUGACGAGGAAAAGGAGUUGGGCAUUAAAGAUAACGACGACAAUGAAUCGGACGAUUCAAAUGACUCCAACGACAAUCAGCCACAGAGAAAACCCAGUUCUUACAGUUUGGCAUGGCCACAAAGUUACAGGCAAUCCAUUGAUCUAUAUGGCAGCGUGCCAUCACCAAAUAUUGGAUUUCUGGGAAACGCAUCACUAUCAAGAUUAGGCAGUUCAUUUCUUGCUUCCACUUUGACAAGGAGACACAGUCCUGAAAUUAUACCAUCAGUGAAAAAACCUCUGUUGCAGCCAACAACUGACGAACAAAAGGGUCGUAGCUCCCAAGCAUUGCUUCCUCCCCUUCCAUCUAGGAGGUCUUCAAUUAAAAAGGAUGUUUCCAAGAUUUCUCAUGAAGUUCAUAUUCCUGGCCAAUGCACUUUUGGACAAGCUGUGCUUAAUGGCAUAAAUGCCCUUUGUGGAGUAGGAAUCCUUUCAACCCCUUAUGCUCUUAAAGAAGGUGGAUGGGCUGCACUAUCUAUCUUGAUGAUAUUUGCAAUUUUCUCCUUUUAUACUGGUUUGCUGUUGCGUUAUUGUUUGGAUAGUGAACCUGGCCUUGAGACUUACCCUGACAUUGGCCAAGCAGCUUUUGGUACAACUGGACGUGUUAUCAUUUCAAUAAUAUUAUACAUGGAAUUAUAUGCUUGUUGCAUUGAAUACAUAAUUCUAGAAAGCGACAACUUGUCUUCCUUAUUUCCAAAUGCACACUUUAGUUUUGGUGGAAUUGAAAUGAAUGCACACAUUCUAUUUGCAAUCUUGACCACCUUGGCUAUUCUUCCUACCGUUUGGCUGCGUGACCUUCGCAUUCUGAGUUACAUAUCAGCUUGCGGAGUAAUUGCAACGAUUAUAGUGGUUCUGUGCUUGUUGUGGGUUGGCGUGGUAGACGAUGUUCCCAUUCAUAUAAAAGGAACAACUACAUUGAACCUUUCAACUUUCCCUGUUGCGAUGGGUCUCUAUGGUUACUGCUUCGCUGGACAUGCUGUGUUCCCAAACCUAUACACAUCUAUGGCAAAUCGAAAUCAAUUCCCUGCAGUGCUCUUGACAUGUUUUGCUAUUUGUACAACUAUGUAUUUUACUGUAGCUGUAAUGGGAUACUCAAUGUAUGGAGAAACUACACUGUCUCAGUAUACUCUUAACAUGCCCCGAGGCUUGGUUGCCUCCAAGAUUGCGGUGUGGACUACGGUGGUUAAUCCAUUUACCAAAUAUGCUUUGAAUAUAGCUCCAGUAGCAAUGUCUCUGGAGGAACUGAUACCAUCAAAUAAUUCCAACUUUCAAUUCUACUCCAUCUGCAUCAGAACAGCACUAGUUGUUUCUACACUGCUUGUUGGUCUCUCAGUUCCCUUUUUCGGUUUGGUGAUGUCAUUAAUUGGGUCUUUGCUCACAAUGUUUGUUUCCCUUAUUCUACCAGCUGCUUGCUUCCUAAGCAUCAAGAAUGGUAGAAUUUCGCGCUCCCAGGUAGCACUUUGUGUUGUAGUAAUUAUAGUUGGUUUUGUAUCAUGUGGUUUUGGAUCAUAUUCAGCCAUCUCCGAGAUUAUUGAGCAGUUGAUCAGAUGAAGUUUGCAGCUUGAAUCUUCGAUUAUGAAAUUUGUCUACUAUUAUGUUAGAUAAUUUCAUUUCUUACCUCAAAUUUUGAGUUAACUUUUCAUUGUCAGUGACUUCUACCUUUUUUUAUUUUUACUUGUGGUUAUCCUAGUUCUUUUUACCAUUACUAUAUCCAUAUUAUAAAACGAAGUUUUAUUCGAA
Messenger RNA from Cicer arietinum (chickpea), 2169 nucleotides. The record is from RefSeq and is a predicted model, not a curated record. NCBI's taxonomy places the organism in Eukaryota, Viridiplantae, Streptophyta, Magnoliopsida, Fabales, Fabaceae.